Stylonychia lemnae is the source of this 1308-nucleotide messenger RNA. NCBI's taxonomy places the organism in Eukaryota, Ciliophora, Spirotrichea, Sporadotrichida, Oxytrichidae. The record is from the annotation of a GenBank genome assembly.
AUGAUAUUAGUUAACGUAGCGCGAGCUUUGUAUUUCAUUUUCAGAGCCAUAUUUUGCAACUGGCAGCAAACUAAUGAAGACUUUGGCUUGGAGUACUUUAUUUAGGAGAAAGGCUAAGACUAGAAUGAGAAUUAUUUCGAGGAAGCUCGCAAAUCUACAUUGAAAAGAUCGCAAACAAAAUAGUAAACUAAGGAUUCAGUAGUAAAUGAUGUCUAAUUACUUUGGACUAAGGUUAUGGAUACUCUUGGGAAGUAUAAUAAGAUCAUUGAAUAUGUGGCCAGCAAGAGAGUAAAUAUGUACAUAAAUUUGUUCAAUGCUACAAGCAAUGGCUAAACUCAAUUAGACACUAUUGAGAAGUAUUGCAUUAUUAAAGAUCUCAGAGAAUAGAUUCAUAGCUUUAGCGAAAAAUUAUCAUUGGUAUAAACUAAAAAAAGGAACAUGAGUAUCAAUACUCACUACUACGGAAUAAGAAAUAUUGCAAGGAAAGAUGAUUCAAAUUAAAAUUUGACCAUGCAAUAGUCUCUUCUUGAUGGAUAUUCAAACAACCUUAACUUCAAGAACUUCAGAAUGAACGCAAUAAAUAUUGGUGAUGAGGAAUCAUAGUCAAUGUCAAAUACCUCUUUUGACCAACUCAAGUUAGAAGAUGAUGUUGAUGAAUUUAUGUCGAAAUGGUAGGUCUGCAAAGACAUUCUUGAGAAAUUUACUGUAAGACCAUAAAUCUAGAAUCAAUAGCAACCGUAGCAGAGUUAUAUUUCUCAGGAUCAAAUAUAGCAGUACAUAUUUGAACUCUAUGUCUCAGAAAUUUUAGAUACAAAUAAUAAGUAAGAAUUUGAGGAUUAUUUAAGCAAAAGUGAUAACUUCACUGCUCAGGAUCAGAAGUACUUGAACUAGAUAAAUGAGAUUUUAUUCAAAAGAGAAGUUGAGAUGUAUAAUCAAAAGUCUAUGGAGUAAUAAAAAUAUCUAGAAUAAAUCUAGAUUGAGGCUUAAUAAAAAAUCAAGACUCUAGACUUCGAAACCACUUAAAUUAAGAUGAAAUUCUAAUAGGAAGGUCAAUAUGAAAGAUACGAAAAAGUUAAGGAUGAGAGAAAGAGUAUAGGUAACUAAGGAUAUGUGAUAUCACCUUCAAAUGAAAUUAUCGAAAUCUUUAGCAACCUGAAUAUCUUGACAGAUAAAUAGUAACUUAGAGUGGAUCAAGCUCUAUUAGAUCUUUAGAACAUUAAUGCUAAAUUUAACUAAGAUGAAAAUCAAGCAAAGAUUUUACUACAUCAGAUGGAGAAACUAGAAAAUGAUCAAAAAAUUAUUUAAUGA